Molecule: messenger RNA, 858 nt
Organism: Drosophila novamexicana
Lineage: Eukaryota; Metazoa; Arthropoda; Insecta; Diptera; Drosophilidae
Gene: AstCC
Exons: 4
Coding region: 1-858 (285 amino acids)
Source: RefSeq, a predicted model, not a curated record
AUGCUGCAGCGGCGCUUGGAGAGCCAAAAGCAGCGACGCCAACGCCGCCUGCUGCUGGAGCGGAGCAGCGGGGGCAACAGGAGCAGCAGGUGUCGGGCUAACUAUUUGCCCGGCCUGCUGAUUGUACUGCUCGUGCUGCUGCAGAACUUUGAGCUGCACAUGUGCCGGCAAUUGAUGGGCGCCGCUGCCAACAGGCGCAAGGACAUGGAUACCGAUGAGCAGCUGCUGCCCGCCGCCGCCGCCGUCGCCUCCUCAAUGGAGAAGCGAGCUAUUGCUGCGACGACCGUUAGCCAGCCGGAAGAGAUAUUCAGUGCGCCCAACGAUGCGGCUGACAUGAGCUAUGAUGAAUACCCGAUGAUUGUGCCCAAGCGGGCGGCCUUAUUGCUGGAUCGCCUAAUGGUUGCGCUGCAUCAUGCGCUGGAGAACGAGCGGGAGGGUCAUCGCAUUGGUGAUUUCUAUGCCAACAAGAAUAUGAUGCAACUGAAGCCCAACGAGUACAAGAAUGCGCUGGAGCCGCUGCAGGCGACGGAGGAAGGUGACUUUCACAUGUAUAGCGAUGAUGAUCCUGGCGUGAUGUUGGAUUAUGAUUUCAAAGAUAUAAAUCAAAUAAAUCGCGCGACUGGCGAAACAUUAAUGGCAAAGAGCUUUCAGAGAAGAGCCGGCGGCAUUGGCCCUGCAGCAUCAUCAGCAACAGCAGCAGCAUCAUCAGCACAUGCAACAAACGGCGGCAAAGCUUCAGCGGCAGCAGCAGCUGGACCUGGCCCGGGUCCCGGCGCCAGGCGCAUCCAUCAUCACGUUGCCAAUGGAGGUGGCCGCAUGUAUUGGCGCUGCUAUUUCAAUGCCGUCAGCUGUUUUUAA